AUGGAGACGGUGAUGGAGAGGGAGUGCAGCGCGCUGGGGGGGCUGUUCCAGACCGUCAUAGGAGACAUGAAGGGCAGUUAUCCCGUCUGGGACGACUUCAUCAGCAAAGCCAGCAAGCUGCAGUCACAGCUCAGGACGACGGUCGUCGCGGUAGCAGCCUUCCUGGACGCCUUUCAGAAGGUGGCCGACCUGGCGAACAACAGUCGAGGAGGAACCAGAGACAUCGGCUCAGCCCUCACCAGGAUGUGCAUGAGGCACCGCAGCAUCGAGGCCAAACUCCGCCAGUUCUCCAUGGUGUUUCUGGACUGUCUGAUCAACCCUCUACAGGAGCAGACGGAGGAGUGGAAGAGAGUAGCCAACACCCUGGACAAGGACCACGCCAAAGAGUACAAGAAGGCCCGUCAGGAGAUCAAGAAGAGAUCCUCAGACACUCUGAAGCUGCAGAAGAAAGCAAAGAAAGCUGAUGUAUUUGGCCGCGGUGACCUCCAGCCUCAGCUGGACAGCGCCAUGCAGGACGUCAGUGAUAAAUACCUGCUGCUGGAGGAGACGGAGAAGCAGGCGGUGAGGAAGGCGCUGGUGGAGGAGAGGAGUCGCUUCUGCUGCUUCGUCUCCAUGCUGAAGCCUGUCGUGGAGGAGGAGAUGUCCAUGCUCGGGGAGAUCACUCACCUCCAGACUCUGACCGAUGACUUGAAGACUCUAACGAUGGACCCACACAAGCUGCCGGCCUCCAGCGAGCAGGUAAUCGUAGACCUGAAGGGCUCCGAGUGCACCUGGUCCUACCAGACUCCGCCCUCGUCCCCGAGCACCACCGUAUCCAGGAAGUCGAGCAUGUGCAGCAGCCUGAACAGUGUGAACAGCAGCGACUCCCGUUCCAGCGGCUCCCACUGCCACUCCCCCACCUCCCACUUCCGCUACCGGGCCUCCUCGUCCUCCUCCUCCUCGGUGCUCCCCCAGCAGCCGCCGGCCCGCCUCUCCUCCAUCUCCUCCCACGACUCCGGCUUCAUCUCCCAGGACGCCUUCCAGUCCAAAUCCCCCUCACCCAUGCCCCCGGAAACCUCACAGUUGUCAAAUGGUUUCGACCAUCACGCUGCCCUCUGUCUGCACGGAGCGGCACUGCAGGCCCAGGACUCCCACCUCCACCCUCCAUACUUCACCUACUCCUCCUCCUCCUCCUCCACCGCCACCUCACCCAUCUCCUCGCCCUCCUAUUCGUCUGUUUCUCCCACCUGGCCGUGGUCUCGUUCAGGCUCCGGCCAAUCGGGGGAGUUCCUGCCUCUGGGCGGCUCCGGGCUGGGAACGAUCCCGUCAUCCAGAGUCCCGUCCUGGAAGGACUGGGCCAAACCAGGACCGUAUGACCAGUCGAUGGUCAACACCCUGAAGAGGAGCAGAGACAGGAGAGAGACUACAGAUCCCAGCAGCCACCACGGCGCUGACGUCACCACACCAGGAGAGGAACCACAGGGGGUUAAAGGAAACCACUCUGUGACAUCAGCCAAGGAGGACAGGGAGACUCAUGAGGAGUUGGCCCGAGCUCUGGCCCGAGGCCUCCGAUUGGACAUCCACGGCUCCAGCAGAGACUCUCUGCAGGGCUCCAGCGGCUACAGCAGCCAGACCAACACACCCUGCUGCUCAGAGGACACCAUCCCCUCACAAGUGUCAGACUGUGACUACUACUCGGUGGGAGUGGAUCAUGAAGGCGACCAUCAGCCGUCCUCAGACUUUGAUAAAUCCUCCACCAUCCCCAGAAACAGCGACAUCAGUCAGUCCUACCGCCGCAUGUUCCAGUCCAAACGCCCGGCCUCCACCGCCGGGCUGCCCUCCAACCCCGCCGCCAUAAUCACCCCGGGAACCGCCACCAUCCGACGGACGCCAUCCUCCAAACCCAACCUGCGACGGCCCUCUGGGGGCCUUAGCUUGGGCCCCAUACCAAUCAAGCCCCCAAUGAUCCCAGUCAAGACCCCGACUGUGCCUGAUCAUCCAGGUUUCCCCAGCAGGGCCGGAUCAGAGGACGGCAACGCACCGCGAACGCCGCUCAGCCCGGCGACCACCCCUUUGUCACCGGGCAGCAGCGGGCCGCUGUCACCGAGAUCCGUCCCGUGGGAGACCCAGCACCAGACUGACGGGUCGGAUCCUCCCACCCCACCACCGCAGCCCGGCGGUCGGGUGUCGGAGUGGGAGCGCCGGCCUCUCCCGGAGCUCCUGGAGGAAUCGGAGUAUGGCGAGGUGGAGGAUUUUCUGGUGGCUAUCCGACGAGGCGUCAGGCUCAAGAAGACGACGACCAAUGACCGAUCGGCGCCAAGUAUUCACUGA
This is a messenger RNA of Anoplopoma fimbria (sablefish), 2310 nucleotides long. Its product is annotated as protein MTSS 1-like. Gene Ontology annotation, cellular component: actin cytoskeleton; cytoplasmic side of plasma membrane. Gene Ontology annotation, molecular function: phospholipid binding; actin binding. The record is from RefSeq and is a predicted model, not a curated record. The transcript has 15 exons. Gene Ontology annotation, biological process: adherens junction maintenance; positive regulation of actin filament bundle assembly; plasma membrane organization. NCBI's taxonomy places the organism in Eukaryota, Metazoa, Chordata, Actinopteri, Perciformes, Anoplopomatidae. Bases 1 to 2310 code for a protein of 769 amino acids.